AUGACAAACUUUCUCGAUGCGUUCGAGUCAUACUUCAGGCCGGAGGAUGAUCGAUUCGCUCUUUGCUUGGCGGAGAAUCAGGUCCCGCCUGAGUGCGCGCUGGCGCUCAAGCGCUUGUACAGCCUCUCGUUCGGUCCGUUGGCGGCGGCGAUAUACUUCAUAGUCGUCAUGUGCGUCGAGGGCAACGCCGAAUUCGUAGGAAGUGCAGGUUUAGCAAUUUUAACCACCAUCAUCUGCAGGCAAGCGAGCUUCUUACCGCGCGGCCGCUCGCUCGGUUACGCCUCUCAUAUGCGGAACGCUAUGGCGAUGUUCAUGUCGCUCACAAUCUCAAAGGGCUUUGCGAUCAUGUACUCCACAUAUGAUGCGUGUAAGAUGCCGACUGAAGCGCUCGGUGAGCUCGAGUGCUCGCAUUUGAGAUGGGCAACGACCGCCGUUAUCGCAGUCUUCGGGUACAUCACGUACGUCGCCUCGCUAGUCUUCACGCGACUUGCCGAAUCCUACAUCCUCGUCCACGCGGCGAUGAGAAAAGAGGAAGUUUAG
Messenger RNA from Ostreococcus lucimarinus CCE9901, 540 nucleotides. RefSeq lists its product with no specific name. The record is from RefSeq and is a predicted model, not a curated record. NCBI's taxonomy places the organism in Eukaryota, Viridiplantae, Chlorophyta, Mamiellophyceae, Mamiellales, Bathycoccaceae. The transcript has a single exon. Bases 1 to 540 code for a protein of 179 amino acids.